This is a messenger RNA of Guillardia theta CCMP2712, 729 nucleotides long. RefSeq lists its product as hypothetical. The record is from RefSeq and is a predicted model, not a curated record. The coding region runs from base 1 to 729 and encodes 242 amino acids. The transcript is spliced from 5 exons. NCBI's taxonomy places the organism in Eukaryota, Cryptophyceae, Pyrenomonadales, Geminigeraceae.
AUGGCCGAGGAGAAGAAGGAACAGGGCGGUAUGCCGGAGCUGAAGCUUCCGGACAUUUCUAUGCCGGAGUUCAACAUGCCCGAGAUCAAGAUGCCGACUGAUUUCAACGAAGGCAGUGCACAGCUCGUCGAGAUCCUCAAGCCUGUCGAGCAGCUUUCCCCUAUCAAGUUUGGUCAGAUGCACACUGUCAUCAAGGACAUGAACAAGGAAGCCGGAGACGCCAUUGCUAACUAUGUUGUCUUCGUGCAGAUCAUCUUCCUUCUGCUGUUCGUUGCCUACUUCGUCAUGGGCGUCAUCGCUGUCUGCGUUGACUUUGCUGCCAUGGAUGCUCCUUGCGCGGCUCAGUCAUGGGUGUGGUUGUACGUUCUCCUCGUCGUCAUCAUCCCCACUUCCUUGGGCUUCAUCAUGUUUGCUGUUGAGGCUGUCUUGAAGUCCAUCGACCUGAAGAAGAACGUCGGAUGGGAGGUUCCCUCCGUGUUCUUCUCCUUCCCCAGCCCGAUCGUGUACAUCGUGUUUGGCAUCCUUGGCAUUGUACUCUGGAGCAACAUGGGAGAUGAAUGCGACAAGUUCUACUCCACGAACCAUGGAAUGCUCCUCACCAUGUUCCACAUUCAGGUUAUUGUCAUGGGCGUUGCCGCAAUUUUGGGUGUUAUCACCGUCUGGUCCCAGGCUGUCCAGUUCAUCACCUCGUUCUUCACCAAGACUGAGGAGAGCGUUAAGUCUGCCUAA